Anopheles marshallii is the source of this 2568-nucleotide messenger RNA. Its product is annotated as zinc finger protein 667-like. The transcript is spliced from 6 exons. Bases 1 to 2568 code for a protein of 855 amino acids. Gene Ontology annotation, cellular component: nucleus. Gene Ontology annotation, molecular function: zinc ion binding; DNA binding. Lineage: Eukaryota; Metazoa; Arthropoda; Insecta; Diptera; Culicidae. The record is from RefSeq and is a predicted model, not a curated record.
AUGACCCAGGACAAAUAUUGCGCCCUUUGCUUAACAACAGAAUCGCGAUGGUUUUUAAGUGUGUUCAGUGCGGCCAACAAAAAUCUCAACAUGCCAUCGAUCAUAUCGAAGCAUCUGUGGUUUAAUCUGGAAAAGGAUACCGAUCCGCACAUCUGCAUCGAUUGUUGGACUACGGUGAAUGAAUUUCAUUUAUACUACACCAAACUUGAAACUAUCCAUAACGAAGGUUUGGACAAUGCUUCGGUUUCGGCUUAUGAUUCCAUCGAACUGAAGAAUAUCGAAUUUCUGGAGGAAGAUGCCGACGAGCUGUUGCAGAUAACACAGGUUUCAUCGUACGAUGACACCCGCGCUGAACAAGGAAGUGGUAAAAGCUAUUCGAGCUUUGCCCAGAAGCAUAAGCCCAACCUACUGCACUCAAAAAGCAUCGACAGUGAAAAGGAGAUUGAGGUAGAUGGAUACAAAAUUGUUAAAAUUGAAGUUGAGGAUGAUCCAGAUGAGGAUGACGAAACACCGUACGAUGAUGAUGAGGAUGAUGAUCAAAGCGAACGCGAAACUCUCAAAAAGGUUCACCUAACUAAACCAGUUAUCUUAAACGGAAGAACCAAUGUGAAUGUUGCUAGUGAAAGUUCAACGAUUGCUAUCGAUAUCCUAGUAUCGGAAGCAACGCCCGUGAAGCGUGGGAGAGGCCGUCCGCCAAAGCGGAAACCUGAACAACAGCAAUCACAUCAUGCACACAGCGAACUGCAAGGGCCCGCCAAAAUAAAGAAUGAAUUGAACAAAUCUAGUGCAUCGGUAGGUUCAACAGGUGGGAACGCAGAGGAUGUGCCCGUAAAGCGUCGCAGGGGGCGACCACCGAAGAGUGCAAAAGCGCAACAAACCGUAUCAAGCACAACGCCACACACAGAAACGAACGAAACGGUAUCGGAAAGUACCGAAGAGGUGACACCCGAACGGUACAUAUCACGGUCGGGGAGGAGAUCAACGCGCGUACGCAAAAUCAAACACUACAGCGAUAUGGAGCAAGCAAGCGAUGAAGAAAGUGAAGAGCGCAACGCAGAAUACAUACUGGGCGAAGAUCCGGAUUACGAAGCGAGGUUGGAGCUGCAGAAGCAGCUGAACAUGGAUGACUAUGCCUUCUACGAGUACCAGUGCAGCUUGGAAUCGGAGCAGGUCGCGCGCGACAAUAAGAUAUUCCAGUACGUGGACGAAUUCGCUUGCUACCUGUGCACGGAAAAGGUCACGUUUAAGCGGUUUGCCGACGCACAUCUACACUAUCGCGUGGAGCACAAUCAGCCGCCGUUUUUGAAAUGUCCCAAAUGUGACAAAAAGUGUCACACCCCGGGAAUGUUCGUAAGCCACAUGGAAACGCACGAUGAUCCGGAGAAAAACAAGUGUGAAAUAUGCGGAAAGUACAACGAUUGUAACAUCUCGCUUAAAAAGCAUAUGCGCGUGCAUCAGAGCCAACUGGAGGAGAAUUUACCCUAUCCCUGCAGUCUGUGCAAGCGAAAGUUCUCGUCAGAGGAGCUACGAGCUAAGCACGAAAAAUUGCACGUACCAAAGCCUUACGUACCGAAGGAAAAGGGCCCCGAUCAGGAAGUGCUCGAUUUCUUCAAAACCAUCGUAUGCGACAUCUGCGAAGAAGAGAGCGGCCAUUCCAUUUCGUUCGACAACUUGAGCGAUUUGCGUGCACACAUGGUUAAGGAACAUAGCAAAAGUAUGUACGUGCGAUGUCCGGUGUGCACUACGCGACAGUGUAAUCGGCAGCAGGUCAUCACGCACAUUGACAUGCACAACAAUCCAGAUAAAUAUCGGUGCGAAAUUUGUAGUGAAGUACACCAGAAUCUUCACCAACAUAUGCUGAAGGCACAUUCACCGAAUACAGAACUAUCGACCGAUACCGCCAAACACAAGUGUGAACAGUGUGGGAGAACGUUUAACUUCUUGGCCAAUUUAAAAAUGCACGUAGACUGCGUCCAUGGACAGAAAGACGUGCAGUGCAAUGUCUGCCAUAAGUACUUCAACUACAGAGCCUACCGUACCCACAAACGAACCGCCCACACGGACUUGAUGCUUAUGUGCGAACUUUGUCCAAGAAUGUUUAAAAAUCGUAAAUCCUUCGAGGCGCAUAAAGCUUUCCACGAUAGUUCCCUGCUGCGGAUGACACAGUGCGCGCUCUGUGGCAAACAAAUCCGCACCUGCAGCAUGUCCAAGCACAUGAAAACGAUCCAUUCGGAGGACGAUCCGGUAAAUUGCGAUCUGUGCGGCAAAAUGUUCCGCACACCGUUCCACAUGAAGCGCCAUCAGAAAAAUACCUGCGAGGUAACGAUGGAUUCACGGUCGUUCAAGUGCGAGGUAUGUGGCAAAGGUUUCUCCACGAAGCUGACCAUGGUCGAACAUAUGACGACACAUACCCGCACGAACCAGUAUCAGUGUGCAUUCUGCUUCAAAUCGUUUGGAUACAUCUCCAAUCUGUACAAGCACCGGAAGAAGGCACAUCCGCAGGAAUGGCAGGAGGUACAGGCGCACCCGGAAGAAAACAUUCCGUCGGUUAUCGUUGUGAGAAACUAG